AUGCCCCAAUCCAAGGCCGACAAGAUUGCCGAGGUGCAAGCCAACCUCCCUCUUCCCGAUCAGCCGCCCACCGCUUCAGACUGGCAGUCUGCGGAUGCGAGGAAUGUCAACGUUGGUGCUGGUCGGACAGAGGCGCAUGUUGGAACCGACAAGGGUGCCGAGUCAGGAUUGAGAGGGCCGGCAACGAAGGGCGAGGACAUGGAUAUGAGUGGUAUUGGGCGAAAGGAUGCGAAGUGA
Molecule: messenger RNA, 237 nt
Organism: Metarhizium brunneum ARSEF 3297
Lineage: Eukaryota; Fungi; Ascomycota; Sordariomycetes; Hypocreales; Clavicipitaceae
Source: RefSeq, a predicted model, not a curated record